AUGGGGGCGUGGACGAGCCCGGUAAAAGUUACAGAAGAUUCCAAAGGCGGGGCGGGUGGGGAGCCCUGGGGAGCCCAGGGACUCCAUCAGAGUUCACAGUACUCGCAGUGGGUGUUGGGUGCGCCUGGGCCGAGAGCGCUGGGGCGCACGGGGACUGAUCCGGACCUAGCGCGACCACCAGGCCAUGGCGCCCUCGGGCUCCUCGUGAUAGGCACCUCCUUCGCCGCCUUCCGGGGGCUCCACUGGGGGCCGCAGCUGCUGCCCACGCCGCAUGCUGCUCGGGACCGUUCCAACUCGUACAUCUGUGUCUCCCUGCUGCACAGCCUGCUCACGAGGGCCGGAGCGCUCGCUGCUCGGUUGUCGCUAUACCCUCAGAUGGCCGCGGACCCUGUUCAUGGCCGCCCGCCCUGGGUCCUGGUGAUGGUGGCUGUAGCAGGGGAAACUAAAGAACUGGGCGAAGGAAAGGAUGGGCAUUCCUCUCUAGGGGCAGCAGUUUGGAGGAAGCCUGCCCCACCCUCUCCACACUUGCUCACAGGUUAUCUUCUGGCAGAUGGAGCUGACAUGCUGUAGAACCAGACCUUGGGCCAAGCCUGGGAGCUUCUCGGUCACCAUUUGGUGUUCCCAGUAGCAAGCUCCCUUAGCACCUACAUUCUGUCCAGCUACGACAUGGACUUCUGUGUAUCUCUGCUCCUGAAACUGAACUCUGCCUGCCUGCACCUACAGAAAUAACUGCUGCUUUCUCACCAGGCCCCACUCUUGGCCUUCAGUGUGGCCAGCUCAACCCUGGCACUUUUCUCCCUGGUGCCUCUAGGGUGGAUGAGUAUUGUUGAUCUGGCAGAUCACUAGGCACCUCUUGCCCUGGUCAUCCUUGGUGGAACUGGGCUUGUCGCUGUGGAUGCCAUGAGCAUCACUCUGUGUGUCUGCAUUUUGGUCAGAGGUCCUCUGGUCUCAGCCCCAUACCCAUCCCUAGGCACAAGGACAUGUUGUGAUGGUGUCACCUGGGAUGAUUCCACCUUCAGCCUAAAAGUAAAAGGCUAGAGAGACUUAGGCUCCUCUUCUGCCAGUCCUGGGGGAGGUAAGAACAGGAGAAGAUGAUGGUGGUCUUCAAUGCAUAGUCCCCCUUUGGGUUAAGGACUGGGCUGGAUUUUCAGUAUCUCAUUUCCUCUUCCAGCUAACUCACCUCACUUGCCCAUUCCUAGGAUCCGAGAAAUGCGGAUGCUCUUGAAUGGGUGGGAACCUGGGCCAUGUUCACUGAAUUUCAUCAUCAGAUGACCACCUUUUCCACUAACUCAAGAGGUACAGCCAGUGCUACCAGAAGGGGGUGACAGGAGGCCUGAAGCUAGACGAAACUGCCAAUGGGAACAGAAAGCCUUUACGUUAGCACAGGGACAGGUAUAAAGUCCUACUAGGAUCAGACAGGUGUGGUACGGAGGGGGUGAGGUUAGAGGGAAGAGAGGCAGUGGGAGGAGGGCACAGCAGGUACUCUCCGUAGCCAGGAGAACAUAAUAGUUGCCAAGAGACAGAAGAACCUGACAAUUGCUGAUACCUCUAGUUCUCAAGAUCACGCCAUUUGUUUGUACUUAACCCUAGUCCUACUGUGUCCAGUAUCUGCAUUUUUAAUUUGUUUAGUAUCUUCUAACCUUUUCGAAGAAAAUGUAGAUUCCUAGAGGAAUGAGCAUGGGGCUAGGUCCGUCUUUUUAGGACAGACUGAAGACCAGAGCCGUGGCAGGAAUUCAAACACCCAUUUUGGGUGCCCAGUGCAGGGUCUUCCGAGGUCCAGGGCUUUCAUGGAAGAAUGAGAGCAGAGGCAGAAGCAGAUGAGGGAAGGCUUCCACUUGGCUGCAGAGGGAUUAAGGAAUAUCUGACCAUCUUCUGGGAUUAAUUCACAAUCUCUUUCUCCCCUGCCACUUCUGCUGUUGUUUUUUUUUUUUUCCUAUUGUAUAAGGAGCCCUCCUUUUUUCAGGCAGAACAUCCAGGUUAUAGGAAGUUUAGAAGAGAUUAAGUUGCUAUUCUACUAAACAUUGGACAGAAAGAGAUAACCUUAAUCAUCCACAGAAAAGAUACAUGAGCAAAAGCAAGAGACAGGAAGAUUAAAACAAAAAAUUGCGCCAAAAAGCUGAGCUAGAGAAAGAUAGAGGGGACAAUCAAGAUGGACAUAUGUAGACUGAGGGACAGAUAGAGAGAGAAGGAUUCGUUGCAGAGAAGAGACAGAGGCAAAGAGAGAUGGAGAGCAAGAUAGAGAAUCCUUGGCAGCAACAUCAAGAAAGACUCAUAGAUGCUGAGAGGAACCAAAACCGUAGAACUGGUAAAAUGGUCAUAAACAAAGAGGACAAGAAAAAUAGAAAUAAAGGCUGAUAGGAAGGGACCCUAAGGCUGGAAGGCCUAGAUAGUCUAGACAGUGAAAUAAUGAGUGACAAGGAGGAACAACGAGACUGGGAGACACAGGGGCAAGAGAGGCAGACAGAUAAGCAGUGAAAAGAGAGGCAGAAAGGGAGACAAGGGGGAGAUUGGUCAGGGGAGCUGAGAAGCAGAACAGAAGGUGGAGGAGGCAGUCAAUGGAAAGAUUCAUUGACAGAAAAAGAAAGCAGGAAGUAUGUUGAGUUGGAAACAGGCAGAAUGACAAAAGACAAACAGCUACAGUGUGACCCACAGAGAGACUGACAGGAACUGAUAGGCAGAAACUGGUAGGAAGAUGAGGAGCAGUCAGGGUCAGGGAUGUGCACUGAGAUAGAAUAGGCAGAGGCCUGAGGAGAAUCACAGGAAGGGUGGGGGAGACACAAAAAGAUUAAACAUCCAAAGGAAGGAACAAGGAAAAGGAGGAAACACAGAGAUGGAGAAAAAAGAAUCGAGACAGGGGAAGAAAGAGAGGGACUGUGAGAGCUCACCAUUAUAGAGUUGUUAAAACCCAGGCACAAAAGGGAAUAACAAACAGAGCCAGGAGAAACCGUGACAGAAGUAAACACAGGCAGAAAAUAUGAACAGAGGCUUUACAUGUAAUCAGAAUAAAACCGGAGAGGCAAAGGUAUGGAAGUUGCGAUAGAAAAAUAGUAGAAUUCUGUCAGUUUGUCCUUAAUAGAAGUUGUAUCUUCAAAACUCAAUUUGCCAUCUUAACUGAACACCUUGAUUAACAAAAACAUUGUCUUGAGUUUUCAAUGAAAAAGAAAUGUGGCAAACCCAUGGGGGAAUCUGUUCUCUAAAGUGUUGACGUCAAUACCGAUUGACUCGAAGCCCUGCACCUUUCCUUUUGCCACUCUCAUAAAUGCGUGGUCCGAGUGAUCCUGGUAAUACUUGAUAGUAUCUUUGAGAGGUGCCCAGGAACCUGACCAUUAGGGAAGUAAGAUUGUUCCUGUGGGUCAAGUAGUAAAACCUGUCCAUGAAGGGUGAGGUGAGCUACUUGUGGGGAUAGGACAUGAGUGAACGUCUGAAGAGUUUUGGAUCACGUGCCAAUUUCCAUCACGGUGGCCCAGUGAAACUGCAGGAAGGCAGGACUAGAUUGUGACUGUAACUGAUUAAAUGGUUAUCUCAUCAACUAGGUCAGUUACAGAUGGUGUGGACCAAAUAUAGAUGAAGAAAAUCAGAGAGGCAUGGCCAAAUAGAACCUUAGAAAGAGGCUCAGAAAACGCAGAGGUGGGCAGAUGCUACCUUAGGUACAGUGAGUUUGGUCACGGUGACGGCAGCCUGUUCAGACCUCGCCAUUGCCCAGUUACUGAUUCCAUACCUACUGAGCUAUUGGCUAAUAAACUGUCUUCUGGAACAGGGGAAGGACUUUCCUGGCUGGGGGAUGCUGAUAUUUUAAGGUCUCAGAACACUAUCCUGAUCAUAAAUAAAUUGCUCUGCAAAUAAUCGCAUCAGUGUUUUGUACGUGUGGUUACUCUGAGUCUCUUUUCUUGGCUGCAGUGGUGGCCCAGUUUACAAUGUAAUGCUGGAUUGUGGAAGCUUUGCUAUGGGAAGGUCUCCUGUUGGUGCCACCUUUUUGACCUAC
Messenger RNA from Manis pentadactyla (Chinese pangolin), 3982 nucleotides. RefSeq names its product TLC domain containing 2 (gene TLCD2). Gene Ontology annotation, biological process: membrane assembly; phospholipid homeostasis; regulation of membrane lipid distribution. Lineage: Eukaryota; Metazoa; Chordata; Mammalia; Pholidota; Manidae. The record is from RefSeq and is a predicted model, not a curated record. Gene Ontology annotation, cellular component: plasma membrane.